UGGCUUUAUCCCUGUAACUCACGUGUUUUACUUGUUCAACGUACAGUUAAUCAUGUUUUAAUUUAUAUUAUACAAUUUAAAUUGGUUAAUUUUAGUUAUAAUUAAUCACAGUUUUUAUUUUCAGUUGUUUUAAACGUGAAUUUUAUCAUCCGCGAUAUGGCUACCGAAGUCGCAGAAGGUAAAGUGGACUUGGUGGCAAAGGAGAUAGAAUUAACGAAGUUGCUGGCAUCUAAUGAUCCCAAAAUAAGAAGUGAUGGUAUCAAAAAAAUUAAGAAACUGUUGCUGGCACAUUCUGGAAACACGAGUGGUGCAUUUGAGUUGAGUGAUUAUAUGAUAAUAUGGAGAGGAUUGUUUUACUUCAUGUGGAUGUCUGAUAAACCAUUGCCUCAAGAAAAUGCUACUGAAAAAAUAAGUAAUCUUUUUCAUAGUUGCACAUCUCAUGAAGGAAAAGUAUUGUUUUUGGAAGCAUUUUUCCUUACCAUUAAAGACGAUUGGAUGUCAAUUAGCCAACAUCGUAUUGAUAAAUUUAUGAUGUUAGUGAGGCGUUGUUUGAGACAAGUACUACAAACUUUUGUUGAUUGUGAUUGGGAUUUGGAUUAUUUGAACAAAUUCAGUGAAGUUCUAUAUAGAGCACUUAAAUCUUUUACACUAAGUUUAAGAAACCAUUUACAAGAAAUUUUUUUGGAAGAACUUGCUAAAGUAAGUAAAGGAAAAGUACCUUCAGAAGCAUUGAUGAUAAUUUUAGAUGCAUUUUUACGUUAUAUUUCUGAACUGAAUGAUUUUUUGUUGAUCAAAGAAGUCAUACAAAAUGUGUUUAGAAAUCUUCUAUCACAGUCACCAGAUUUAGAAAUGUUAGAAGCUAAAUUUGAAGCUUGGAAAAAAAUGGGUAAACCAGGAAACUCAUAUAAUGACUUAGAAUUGGUUGAAGGUGAUAUUGCUGAUGAUGAUUCUAAUGAAAAAUACAAUGGUCCAUUGGAUCCUCGAGCUGGUAAUGUGAAUGUUGAAAUACCUCGUAUAAGGUUUAAUCCUAAAGAUGUAGCAAAACUUUUGAAUAAAUAUGUUACUGAAGUUGACUGUACAAGGAAAUGUUUGAUGGAAAUAAGUAAAUUAUUGAAAUGGUACAAUCGUUUGGGUGAUGGAAUAUUGCCUUAUAAGCCAAAAGACUUGAAAUUAAAAAGUCAAGUAUUAAAACGAAAAAAGAAAAAACACUUAUCUAAAAUGGUCAAAGAAGGUGUUAAAAAAUUAGAAAUGAUUGAUUCUAAGAUUAAAAAAAGUAGCCGUGAAGUUAUUGAUAACCAUAAAAGUAUGAAAGAACUGAAUAAAUUGGGUGAACUCAUUGUUGAACAUGGAAAAAUUGGUAAAUCUGUAUGGAAAGUAAGGAAGUUUGAAGAAAGUGAUGCACUUAAAGAAAAUUUCAGUUUAAAUGGAUCUUGGACUGUAUCAGAAGAAACCAAAAAUAAUGAAGAAAAUAAGUCUCUUGAUGUGAAUAAUGAUGAAGUUCCUCUUUUAGUGCCUAUAGGAUUCAAUGUAGAAGAAACAAAUGAUAAAACACCAACUAAAAUUCAGAACGACACUUCUACACCAAGUUUAAAAGCUUUAACAACUGAUUCGUCUAAAAAAGACAGUAAUUCAAAUAAACGUAAGAAUACAAAGUCUAAAUUUGCUGACGGACCAAACAAUAAUAAUUCACUCAAUAUUAAACUAAAUAAUAGUUUAAACACUAGUCUAAAUAAUAGUUGGUCUGUAUCUAUCAAUAAUGAUGGGUCUGCAUCAAAGAAAACACAAAAUAUGAAUAAAUCUGCUGUAGAAGAGAAACAUACUACUAUUUCUUUAGAUGAACCAGAUACAACUAUUACAAACAUUUCUAGUAAUGUCACCAACAAAAUUAAUACUCCAAAUUCACAAGCAUCAAGUAAUAAAAAAAAAUCUAAAGCUAAUUUAAGCACUGAAAAAAGUAAUAAUCCUGUAAUCCAAAGUCCUGGUUCUAAUGAAAUCAAAAGUAACAAAGUCACACAGUCUAAAAGUCCAAAAACUGGUAAUUGUAGUCCUAGUGAUAUAUUUUUGAAAAAAAUUAAACGACAUUCUGGUGAAAUCAAUGAUGAUUCAAGUUUAAAUGAAAGUUGGAGUGUAUGUAGUGAUGAUAAGUUGACUUCAAAUAAACAGAGUCCAAAGUUGAAGGCCUUUAAUGAAUCCAUUACAUUUGCCAAGAAUAAUAUUCAAAAUGUCAAAUCUCCUGGUAAAAAUGUUUCAUCUAAUAUUUCUAUUAAAUCACCCAAUGCUAUAAACACAAGUCUUAACAGCAGUUGGUCAGUCUCUGUUGAUAAUGAAGGAUCUGCGUCAAAUAAAAAUAAAAAUGUUGGUAAAAAUGAGAAACUUAUUUCUUCAUCUCCUGCAACAACGCCUGAUAAAAAUAUUAAGAGUCCUAAAAGUCCCAAGAGUCCAACCCCAGAACAAAGAGUUUUGAGGCGACGAACAAUAAUAAUUCCCAAGAAAAAACCUGAUACACCAAAUGAGGGAACGCCAAAAAGAAAAGCCGCCAAAAGCAAUUUGGAAAAAAAAGAAUUGUUGAAGCGUAGGAAGACUAUUGCUGGAGAAGAAAUAAGUAUGUUGCGACCUGAAGAAAUUUCUAAUAAAGCUCUUGAAAAAGUGCGAAGUGAGGUUUUUGAGGAUGGGUUUGACUCGCCGAGAAAAAGCUCUAGGCUGUCAAUUAAAACUGACUCCGCAAAAAAAAGAGUUGAAUUUCAGUUAAAGAAUAAUGUUGCGCAAGAAUUUGUGGAGUAUGAGACAACUUUGGUGACAAAACCAGAAAAUCCACACAAUGCUUCUAAACAGCCGGUGCAAAGUGUAUUAAAAUUAACUCCAGAUGUAAACCGUAUUAAUCCGUUUUAUAAGUUCAGCGAAAGUUCUGCUAAAAAAAAAAGUAGAAAAUCUAUAGUUUGAUUUAAAUUAUUCAAUACAUAAAAUUAUAACAUAA
Sipha flava (yellow sugarcane aphid) is the source of this 2974-nucleotide messenger RNA. It is a transcript of the gene Nnp-1, whose product is annotated as ribosomal RNA processing protein 1 homolog. The transcript is spliced from 7 exons. Gene Ontology annotation, cellular component: preribosome, large subunit precursor; preribosome, small subunit precursor; nucleus. The coding region runs from base 157 to 2940 and encodes 927 amino acids. Gene Ontology annotation, biological process: rRNA processing. NCBI's taxonomy places the organism in Eukaryota, Metazoa, Arthropoda, Insecta, Hemiptera, Aphididae. The record is from RefSeq and is a predicted model, not a curated record.